GUAUUGAAGCUCAUAAGGACAGCGAGUUUAUUACAACAAUGGAGGACACUUACCAGUACACCGGUCGACCGGAGCGAGGUCAAUUGUCUCGUCUGACACUGAAUGAGAAAAAUGGAGUAACAAGCAUACCAUUUGGUGAUAGAAAUAAAGAGUUGAAUAUGACUAGUGAGCAAAUGAAGUCAUACUGUGUGCAAGUACCUCAUGAUGGUGAAGAGGGAGGGGAGGGGUCUUCAAGUAAAGGAUAUGAUAAAAGAGUAGCUCACGAUAAAACAUACAAAUCAUCAAUAAAGAUGAUGAAAGAUAAUAAAGGAAAGACAUACCAUGAGAAGGUUAAUGAGUAUCCUAUUUACAACAGCAGUGCAGAGAGACAGACUCCUGUUCAAUACGAGCGUAACUUCAGUUCUCUUCCUUCGGGUGAUCUUUGUCCUGAAAGAGUCAAAGAAAGAAUGACAUUCCUAACCUCAAGCGUCUUCUCAAAACCUCCACCAAACAGUUUCCCAACUUAUGAAAACAAGUCUCGUCUGAGGACUCACUCAAAUGUUCAUUUGGGUUCCUCGUCUGUCUUUGGUUUUCCUCUCACGACGUCCCUUGAGUCUUACAAAGGAGAUAAAGGAGAAUUGUACAGAGCACGUGCUCCUACUAAAGACAACAUUGCAUUCCAAUACAAACCAGACAAACCAUUAGUAUCAACAGUGAAGGACUCUUAUGAUGUCAAGAAAGUGGCGCAACGUUCUCUUAAUAAAAGACAUCUUAAGAAGAGUCAUUGGAAGCUGCCUAAAACUGAAGUUUCAUUUGCAACAACAAACCAAACACAUUUCCUUCCUCCUCCUCCCUCAUUCAAACCACCAGCUCCAGUGUAUCCGUCAAAAACUUAAAUAAUUGUUAUAAAAAACUAAAAUAAUAAUAAUAAGAAACUACUCUAUAGCUGUGUAAUACGAACUAUCAUAGCAAAAAUCAAAA
This is a messenger RNA of Amphimedon queenslandica, 960 nucleotides long. RefSeq lists its product as uncharacterized. The coding region runs from base 39 to 875 and encodes 278 amino acids. NCBI's taxonomy places the organism in Eukaryota, Metazoa, Porifera, Demospongiae, Haplosclerida, Niphatidae. The record is from RefSeq and is a predicted model, not a curated record. The transcript is spliced from 6 exons.